AUGGGGAUGAUGAAGGUAAUGUUGAUGUUUAUGAUGAUGAUGAUGGUGUUGGUUGGAACCAUGAUAGGUGAGGUCAAGGCUGCGGAGUCAUAUGAGGAUUGUGUGAAACGGUGUACGCAUAUGUGUGUUCUUGGGGAUAGGAAUUGCGUCCGUCAAUGCAUCUUUUUUAAUUGCGGUCCUCCUUCUCUUCCUACCAAUCUUUAUCAUUCUAAGAGGAUGAAGGCUCAACAAAAGCAUGGAAUCAGAGGAUAGAUUAUUCUAGAUUUUUAAUUAGAUCAAAAGCAUAGCUAAUAAUUAAAGAUAAAAAUUUAGUUUUAUUGUUCGUGAUAU
This is a messenger RNA of Capsella rubella, 330 nucleotides long. RefSeq lists its product as uncharacterized. The transcript is spliced from 2 exons. Bases 1 to 252 code for a protein of 83 amino acids. Lineage: Eukaryota; Viridiplantae; Streptophyta; Magnoliopsida; Brassicales; Brassicaceae. The record is from RefSeq and is a predicted model, not a curated record.